This is a messenger RNA of Cokeromyces recurvatus, 732 nucleotides long. RefSeq lists its product as uncharacterized. The transcript has 3 exons. The record is from RefSeq and is a predicted model, not a curated record. NCBI's taxonomy places the organism in Eukaryota, Fungi, Mucoromycota, Mucoromycetes, Mucorales, Mucoraceae. Bases 79 to 582 code for a protein of 167 amino acids.
UUUUUUUUUUUUUUUUUUCUUAAUAAUUAUUCUUAUUCUUUUUCUCUUCUCAUAUCUUCUUGGAAUAACUAACUGUAAAUGAAGCUUCUUAUUUGUAUCUCUAUUUGUAUAUUAUCGUUUAUUUUAAAUAUCGCCGAAGCAAACAAAAUAUACGGUCGUGGAUUAGCAACCGUAAUGACUUUUGAUAAUUCAACUAUGGACUCUUCUAAUGUUUUGGAUAAGCGUGGAGGUCGCGGUACAUGGUAUUCUGGAACCGGUUUAAAGCAUGCAGCUUGUUAUGGUCGUAAGGGUCUUCCUGAAUUUUCUGCUAAACCUCAUAAUAUGAUCGGUGCUAUGGCAAUGCAUCAUUUUGAAGAAUGCUAUAAAUGUAUGAAAAUUACCAAUAAUAGAAGGAAGAGUAGAACUGUCAUUGUCAAAAUUAUUGAUAAAUGUGCUGGCUGCAAGGUUGGAAAGGCUAUUGACUUGUCUCCUGCUGCAUUUAGAAAGCUCGCUGACCUUGAACAAGGUGUGGUUGAUAUCUCUUGGAAAGUUGUUCGUUGUCCAAAGGAUAUUGAGCCCAGAAUGGGCCCCAAAAGACAUUAAAUAAUUACAUGAAUGUAAAUUUAUAUCCUUUCUAAAUUAUUAUAAAAUUUCUCUCUAUUUCUCUCUUUUUUAUAUAUAUACAUAUAUAUUUAUAUUUCUUUUGCGCUUAUAUUACAUAAGCAAUACAAAUACAUACAUGAUACUAUUUAU